CAACACUUGUAAUUGCGACGAAGAAAACGGGAUGCGAGGAUGAUCACCGGUUCGCCGCUUGAUCCGCUUCUCGACGAAGGAUCUUCUAGACAAAACUCUGGCAAGGUUCUUGUUGGUAACUUGAAUAAUGCGACGAAAGGAUACAUCUGUUUCUUUACGCAGAGAGUAAAUGAAGAUAAUUCAUAUAUCUAUAAAUAUAGACCGCGCUGCACGCGAUAGCUUAUCGUUUAAAUUAUCGCUUUCGUCGCCGCGCAGACGAUCUUUGUUUCGUCUAGUUUCGUCAGCAUGAUUGUACGUCAGACGGUGACUAUUACUCCAUAAUUGCAUCAUGCAACUGAAAUAAACCCGCGAAUACUUCGUCGUUGACGAAGGCCGAGAAUUCGAACGAACAUUGAAUGAGAAGCGAAACGAGUUUCCCAGGCGACGCGUCACGUGCGCGUUCCAUCUUAUGGUUCGCAUGGAAACCGAGGACGAUCAACUUCAAGGUUAAAGGGAAAAGCGGUUGCGCGUGUUUCGAAGCCGACGAAGCGCGAAUCGAGUUCGAUCCAAUCGAAAUCAGCUUCAAUCAGGUAGGUUAGGUUUCACAGCGCGGAGAGGGGACUGACGAAGGGAGGAGAGUACGAGGGAACUGCGGAGACACGCGAUGAAGUGAUGAAAAGGGGGCGGCUCGCGGCGAUCCUUCCGACCGAUUUCCAUCGCGUCAGCUGUUCUCUGCUAAGCAGGAAGUUUCGUGUUCGUUGAAAUCAGCAUUCCUCACAGACGUUUCACGUUCCGUAGUGCGCGUCGCCAUCGAUAUAUUGCUGUCGUAUGUCCGCGUGCACGAGAAUGCAGCAGCAAGCACAACAGCACGCGAACGGCAACGGCGCCUUGGCGUCGCCAAGGAAGAAACAACGGAUGUCCACGAGUGGCCGUCCUAUAUCGAAGGUCACAGUGGUCCUGGGCGCGCAAUGGGGCGAUGAGGGCAAGGGAAAGGUCGUGGAUCUGCUGGCGAUGGACGCCGACGUAGUUUGCAGGUGUCAGGGAGGAAAUAAUGCUGGACAUACUGUAGUUGUAGAUGGUGUCGAAUUUGAUUUUCACCUUCUGCCUAGUGGAAUAAUCAAUCCCAGAUGUACAUCUGUAAUAGGCAAUGGGGUAGUGAUUCACUUACCUGGUCUGUUCCAAGAACUGGAAAAGAAUGAGUCUAAGGGACUCAAGAAUUGGGAGGACAGACUUAUAAUUUCGGAUCGGGCGCACAUAGUGUUCGAUUUUCACCAACAAGUCGAUGGACUGCAAGAAUUAGAGAAGGGUACACAGUCGUUGGGAACUACGAAGAAAGGUAUAGGACCAACUUAUUCCAGCAAAGCCGCUAGGAAUGGACUCAGAAUCGGGGAUCUUCUCGGGGACUUUGACAAGUUCUCCCAAAAGUUCAACACUUUGGUCACAUCGUAUCAGAAAAUGUUUCCCGCCUUACACGUCGACGUUAAAGCUGAAUUGGAACUUUACAAGGACUAUUCCGAACGUGUAAGGCCGUACGUGAAGGAGACAGUGUUAUAUUUGCAUCAAGCUUUAAAGGAUGGUAAAAAGGUUUUGGUGGAAGGCGCUAACGCGGCUAUGUUGGACAUCGAUUUUGGAACUUAUCCAUAUGUGACAAGUUCAAACUGCAGUAUAGGCGGCGUAUUGACAGGUCUCGGUCUACCUCCCAGCACAAUCGGCGAGAUAAUUGGCGUCGUGAAAGCUUACACCACCAGAGUCGGCGACGGCCCGUUUCCCACAGAACUAUUUGACUCGACUGGAGAGUUAUUGCAAAAAAGAGGCCAUGAAAUUGGCGUGACCACAAAGCGAAAAAGACGGUGCGGUUGGCUCGACUUACCGUUGUUGAAAUUUACGACGCUAGUUAAUGGAUACACUUCUAUAUGCUUAACAAAACUUGAUAUUUUGGAUACAUUACCGGAGAUCAAAGUGUGCGUUGGAUAUCGAUUGAAGGGGAAGGAUAUAGAUUAUUUCCCAAGUAGUACCUGGGAAAUGACAAAGGUUGAAACUGUAUAUAAAACAGUAGAAGGUUGGCAAUCCAAUACCGAGGGUGUACGUUCUUUUGAUAAAUUGCCACCCAAUGCGCAUAAAUACAUACAAAUCAUAGAAGAAUACUUAGACGUGCCAGUUAAAUGGAUCGGCGUCGGAGCUGGUCGAGAGAGCGUAAUUGCUCUCUGACGAUACACAGUUUACAAAAUGUUACUUAAACGCACGGCAUUAAAUGUAUUAUUAAUUUUAAUUUUAUCUGUAAUAUUUGCAAGCUGAGGGAGAGAUUUCUCGAACGCACAGGCGAAGAAUUUUAACAAUAAGUUUUCAAUGAAUGUAGUAUUAUUCAUGAACUUAAUUGAAUGUACACAUGCAACAUUGUGACAAUUGUAUAAUUGUAACAACAAUGUGAAUGUUUAGUCAUUUUGUAGUAUCUAACAAAAGCCGAAGAUUACUAGAAAUGUUCGUUAUAUUAUCAUUGCUAUUUUAAAUAGAUUCUGUUAAUUAGAGAUAUAUAUAUACUGAACUAAAUUUAUGUUUCAUCAAUUGUAUGUUAUCUAAUUUUAAAUUGUUAGCUCUAUAUGCUACAUGAAACAAUUCCUCAAAUACUAAAAUUUUGACAAUAUAUAUUACUAUUUUCUUGUUGAUGAACUUGAAAUGGGCAAAGUAAAAAUUGA
Messenger RNA from Linepithema humile (Argentine ant), 2672 nucleotides. RefSeq names its product adenylosuccinate synthetase (gene Adss). The record is from RefSeq and is a predicted model, not a curated record. Gene Ontology annotation, molecular function: adenylosuccinate synthase activity; GTP binding. Gene Ontology annotation, cellular component: cytoplasm. Gene Ontology annotation, biological process: 'de novo' AMP biosynthetic process; IMP metabolic process. NCBI's taxonomy places the organism in Eukaryota, Metazoa, Arthropoda, Insecta, Hymenoptera, Formicidae.